CCCUCCAAAUGAUGGAGCCAAAAUAGUUCACACUUCAAUGUUGAAAGACGGAAAUCUGCAAUGGCGUCCACCUCUGCUCCUCGCAACAGCGCCGCGUAUGGAAGAAUUGCAUCCGCAGCCUCCACACUUUGCUCCGAUAAUCAGACGCUCAUCGCUGAAAUUCGAAAGGCUACGAUGAUGAUGAAAGAAAUUGCAGUUGAUCUGGAGAGGGACAACAAAGCCGAAAUGGUGAAGGAGCUUGAAGAUGGGGUUCUUGAUUUAGUGAAAGCCUCAGAUGAGUGUACUCAUCUUUCUAACGCUAUCAAAUGUAUUGGAAAUGAAUACCAGCCUGGGACCGAGCUAACCAACUUCAGAAAGCUGUUUGCUGAUAAAAUUGAAAGACUAAAGGCUGAUCGAUCAUCUGUCUCACAGAACCAGCUACUGUUACGGCAAUUCCGUGAAGCAAUCUGGAAUGUACAUCACGCAGGACAGCCUAUGCCAGGUGAAGAGCAGGAAGACAUAGUUAUGACCAGCACAGAGUGCAAUCUUUUGAAUAUGACUUGCCCAUUGACUGGAAAGCCUGUGACUGAACUAGCAGACCCAGUUCGAAGUAUGGACUGCAAGCAUAUAUAUGAGAAGAAGGCUAUCAUGCAACAUAUAAGAUCCAAGGUUUUACAGGGCUGUUGUCCUGCGACAGGUUGCCCUAAGAAAGUACUGGCAGAUAGAGUGGUGUGUGACCCAUUAUUGAUGAUAGAAAUAGAUGAAAUGCGUUCAAUGAGUAAACAGCGCACUGGAGCUGAUGUAAUAGAAGAUUUUACUCAGCUUGAUGAAGAAGAUUAGUUAAUGGAGAUUAUUACUAUCUCCAUUGGGGUCCAAUUAUAGGAAAAGGUAUCUCAAUGGUCCUUUGUUGACGAAGUUGACUUAAGUGCAAAAGUUUCCAUGUAAAUAUUGACAGUUCUUUGCAGCGCCCUUGCUUGGUAAGAUUAUGGAAUCUGUGACAAAUCCUUUUCUUGAUAUCGUCUCAAAGAUUAUCCUCA
Messenger RNA from Sesamum indicum (sesame), 1016 nucleotides. It is a transcript of the gene HPY2, whose product is annotated as RING/U-box superfamily protein. Lineage: Eukaryota; Viridiplantae; Streptophyta; Magnoliopsida; Lamiales; Pedaliaceae. Gene Ontology annotation, cellular component: Smc5-Smc6 complex; nucleus. Gene Ontology annotation, molecular function: zinc ion binding; SUMO ligase activity. Gene Ontology annotation, biological process: protein sumoylation; double-strand break repair via homologous recombination. The record is from RefSeq and is a predicted model, not a curated record.